Messenger RNA from Caenorhabditis sp. 36 PRJEB53466, 1114 nucleotides. The record is from the annotation of a GenBank genome assembly. NCBI's taxonomy places the organism in Eukaryota, Metazoa, Nematoda, Chromadorea, Rhabditida, Rhabditidae.
AUGCUGGUUCUAGUCGUUUCUUCACUUUCCGUUCUUAUUUCUACUGUCGGCGCGGCAGAAAAUGUCGAACUUGGUAAAGAUCUCAGUGUAACUCUGGAUCUGAUCAAACAUCAACCGUGCAGAGGUUAGUCCCUUCUACCUGAUAGUAAUAUAGUGAGCCUUUAAUAUUUCAGACGGAAAAUGGACUAAAAAGUUAGAGUUUGAGCCUGGCAAUGAUAGAAAAGGUCCCAAGUUAGAGCCUCAAGCAGACAAGCCGAACUGCUUCACAAUCGGUGGAAAAGUGGAAGUUCUCGAGGUAUGUUUUGAGUAGCAAACUUUUCCUACGAAUUCGAGAACUUUAGGAUUUUGGAGGAGAGUUUUCCAUUUAUCUUGAGCUCAAAAACACUGCCAAAAAGAACACUGUGCCAGAGAAAUGUGUGCGGCAACCAGAAAACGGAUGCGGAGGAUUUGGGUCUUGGUAAGUACGGAAAUUAAAGUUGCUUAACAAACUACAUAAUUAUUAGCCUGUACUGUAACGCUUGUGAAACGUUUGGCGACAAAUUGGGAGUUCAAGCUCAGUUACUGCUCGACGGAAAGCCGAUCAGUUGCGCGGUAAUUCUUUAUUUUCAAUGCUUCCAACUGAACUUCUGGUUUCUUUAAAGGAUGGGCUCAAAAAAGGAAGUUAUGACAACCUCAAAUUGGCUUUCUGUCUUCCUGACAUUGAUGACGUCAUCAGCUCGCAAGGCCUCAGCAAAGAAUCAUUCUUGCAGUUGAUCCAGGCGGAUGUAAGUUAUUUUGUCGGAACAGAUAUCACCGAACGCUGUAUUUUUGAAGGAUUCAACCGCAGUCAGAGCUAUGGGAAUUUUCGCGACAGUUUACGUUUUUGACUCCGACGUCAGCAAGCAAAUGGCCACGCAGAUCAAAAUCGAAGGAGUUUAUAGAAGAACAAAAUACAGCUUCUUCAAGGUUUUGAAAGCAAAUCUCUCACAUAAUUCAUAUCAUAAUACGAGUUCAGGAUCAACCACUUCCAGCUGAGGUGUACUGGUCUCUGCCAUUCAACCAAUUGAUCAAGAACCAACAAAGCUACGUGGCAUGCCAUAAGAUCUACGGAAACCUAAAAGUGAACAGAAAGUGA